Python bivittatus (Burmese python) is the source of this 1562-nucleotide messenger RNA. The record is from RefSeq and is a predicted model, not a curated record. Lineage: Eukaryota; Metazoa; Chordata; Lepidosauria; Squamata; Pythonidae.
AUGCCAGUGACAUUUGAAACAACAUAUCCUCAGAUUUUUGAAGGCUUUCUACCCAUAGGAAACCUACUUAUUAACAUGGAGCGACUUUUUCCAAUCUGUCGUGUCAAUGACUUCCAGAUUGCAGACGUUAUAAAUCCAAAAGCAAAGAGGACCGCUCGGUUUUUGAGUGGCAUUCUUAAUUUUCUGUUCUUCCGUGAUUCACGCCGUGAAGUCUACUUGGAAAUCCAGAGUAUACAUAAAUCAGCAAUGGAAAAAGAGCAACAACUUCAGAUGGCAAUCCAGGAUGCGACACUGAAGCUGGAAAAGUUGGAUACUGUUCCUGCAGACCAGCAAGUAGAGUUCAAGGAGCUGUCUCAAGAUAUUCAAGAACUGCAGCAAAAACUCAACCAAGAAUAUCGGCAGAAAACAAGUGUUCUACAAGAAGUGAUCCACCAAAAAAGAAUGGAGAUUGCAGAAAAAAAUCAGAGUCUAAAUGACCUGAAAUUGGCAAUCUGUUAUCUAAAAGAAGAACAAGAGCAACUGAAGUCCAGGAUUACAGAGUCUCCAGAGGAACUGACUAAUUGCAGAGAACGGCUGAAGCAGACACUGCAGAAGAUUAAAAAAGACAAGCAAGAAGUAAUUGAGAAGUAUGAAGCUUAUAGAGACUUGGUAGAGAUGUUUCCAUCGUGUCAACAGGAGGUCCAAUUGUACCAAAAAAAAAUGCAAACACAAGGAGCAAAUGUGGAUAAGCUAUCAAAUAUAUUGGCUGAGAUCCGAACUUUAGAGGACCAAACUGAGAAUAGCAAAAGUGGAUUCAAGAAUGCUAAGACGGAGGAAAUGUCAUUGAAGAGAUUAGUUACUGUUAAACGUGAAAAAAUUGCUGCUGUUGAAAUCAAACUUAAAAAGAUACGUGAGGAUACGGAACUACAGAAACAGUCAAUAACUGAAAAUUGCAACAAAUUUCAAGAGAAGAGAGGAGUUGUCUGUGAAAAACUGACAGCAACGCAUACAGAAAUUAAGCGUCUCAAAGGUGCCAUUCAACAGCUCAGUGACAACGUUGGGAAAGAGAAGGCAAAAGCUCAGGAGAUCUACCUCAGCUUGAGGGUUGGCUUGGAGAAAUAUCAUGAAAAUCUGGCCAGGAUAGUGGACAGCUACACAUCUUCCAGAGAAGACAAAAUUGCUCAAUUAACUGGAUUUUUUUGAUGCCAUAAUUCUAAUUAUUUUAUACAUACUCUUGUUUUUUGAUGCUCAGUUGCAGGCUAACUUUGAACAGGGAAAAAUGUGGACCUGUUUAAUGCUGGAUAGUUAUACUAGUUAAUGUAUUAGACUGAGAAUUUAAUAUUUUUGUCAAUACAUCAUUUUCUUGAGCUAAAAAUGUGGAGUAGUCUGCUGAUUGCAGCAACUCUAAAGUUUACAAAUCUCUGGUGAAGAAGUAUCAGGACUAUCUUCUGGUUUCCAUUACGUUAACAUUUUCUUAGUAGAGCAGAAUUGAGAGAGGCAAACUUGAAUCUGCUUUUACUGGAUGAUAAUAGUACCUUAAAAAUAGACAAAUUUGUAAAUUUUCUUUAACCAUAUAAUAAAGA